AAACCCUAAAGACCUCUUGUAAGAACAAAUCCUAACAGAAUCAAUCUCGACCGUCACUUCCUUAAUCCAACGGUUCACAGAUCACUAUUGCUUGUGCUUAUCACUCUCUUCUUUCAUCACUUCACUCUCUUCCCUUUUUUCCCCUCUUAUCAGUCUCUGUCAAGAAAUUACAAACAUGGCUAAUAAACCCAUUACCAUCAUCAUUUGAUCACAAGUUUUACAAUUAAUCAGAAGUUUUUUCUGUCUUUUAAUCAGUUUUUUUUUUAUUUUGGUUGAUAAAGAUUGUGUUUUUAAUUCAUGGGUUGCGAGUAUUUUUGUAUUUGAUCAGAAAAAGUUACUGAUUUUGAACUUAAAAUACAAAACCCAGUUGAUUUUUAACUGAAAUUUAGCAUAAAGCUGUGAGCUUUUUCUAGUUUUUUUUGGUUUAGGUUUAUAAAGAUUGUGUUUUAAUUUAUGGGCUGUGAUUGUUUUUGAAUUUGAUCAGUUGAAAUUACUGAUUUUGAACUUAAAACACAAAACCCAGUUGGUUUUUAGUUAAAAUUUAGCUUAUAAGUGUAAGCUUUUUUUGAUUUUGGUUUAGAAAGAUUGUGUUUUUAAUUCAUGGGCUGUGAGUGUUUUUGAAUUUGAUCAGCAAAAGCUACUGAUUUUGAACUAUAAACACAAAACUCAGUUGGUUUGUAGUUAAAUUUUAGCAUAAAGGUGGGAGUUUUUUUAAUUUUUGUUUGGAUUGAGUGAUGAUCACAGAUACAUAUUCAAAGAUUUUACCUGAAAUUUCAAUGCGAUCAAUGCUCAAAAACGAGGAUUUGAGCAAACUGAUAAGAGAACAGAGGCUACAACAGGAGUUAGUAAGUGAAAGAGAGAAGGAACUUAAUAUUUACAGAAGUGGCUCUGCUCCACCUACAGUUGAAGGUUCUUUGAACUCCAUUGGAGGGUUAAAAGCUAGUGGUAAUUCUAUUAAAGGUGGAUUCUUGAGUGAGGAAGAGAUAAGGUCGGAUCCGAGUUACGUAAAUUAUUACUAUUCCAAUGUUAAUUUAAAUCCUAGGUUGCCCCCUCCUUUGUUGUCUAAGGAGGAUUGGAGGUUUUCGCAGCGGUUACACGGAGGUGGUAGUGUUAAUUCUGCUGUUGGAGAUAGGAGGAAAGGAGGAGGAGGAGGUGGUGGUGGUAGAGGUGGUGAAAAUGAAGGGAAUAGGUCACUUUUUGCUGUGCAGCCGGGGUUUGGUGGAGGAAUUGACGAGAAUGGGAAUGGAGACGGCGGGGGCGUUGAGUGGGGUGGAGAUGGUUUGAUUGGGUUGCCAGGGUUGGGCCUAGGAGGUAGGCAGAAAAGCAUUGCUGAAAUCUUUCAGGAUGACAUGGGUCAUGCAAAUCCCACCUCAAGGCAUCCUUCACGUCCAGCUAGUCGCAAUGCAUUUGAUGACGAUGUAGAUAAUUCUGAUGCCCAGUUUGCUCAGCUGCACAAUUUAACGACAGCUGAUGCUUUGCGUGCUGCGGCAAAUAAACAUGGUGUUUCUGUAGUUACAAAUGUUGGUGCUACAGCUUCUCAUUCCUAUGCUUCUGCAUUAGGUGCCUCUCUGUCAAGAAGCACUACACCUGAUCCGCAACUUGCGGCUAGGGCUCCUAGUCCUCGCAUUCCACCUAUUGGAGGAGGUAGACCCAAUUCUACUGAUAAAAGAGAUGUGAGCAGUUCACACUCAUUUAAGGGUGUUUCAUCAAGCUUGAAUGAAUCCGCUGAGCUAGCAGCUGCUUUGUCUGGAUUGAAUCUGUCAACUCUUGAUGAAGAGAACCACCCGCAUUCACACAGUCAACAUAGUGCUGAUGAUCAUCAUAAUCUCUUCCAUUUGCAAGAUGACCAGAACCAUAUAAAGCAACAGCCAUUUUUGAAUAAGUCUGUUUCAUCUGCUAACUCUUAUCUAAAAGGCCCCUCAACACCAACUUUCAAUGGCAGAGGAGGGUCUCCUUCUAACCAUCAGAAUGUCGAUAAUAUGAAUUCUUCAUUUGCAAACUAUGGCUUGAGUGGGUAUCCUAUGAACCCUUCAUCUCCAUCUAUGGUUACUAGCCAACUUGGAAGUGGGAAUUUUCCACCGUUAUUCGAAAAUGCUGCUGCAUCUGCAAUGGGAGGAACUGGAUUGGAUUCUAGAGCGCUGGGUGCUUUAGGACCAAACCUAAUGGCUGCUGCAGCAGAAUUACAGAAUCUCAGCAGAGUUGGAAAUCAGAAUGCAGGUAAUGCUCUUCAGAUGCCCCUGAUGGACCCCUUGUAUCUUCAGUAUCUGAGGUCAAAUGAAUAUGCUGCUGCACAGCUUGCAGCUCUUAGUGAUCCGACAAUGGAUAGGGAGUAUCUUGGAAAUUCAUACAUGGAUCUGCUCCAGAAAGCUUACUUAGGAGCAGUGCUUUCGCCUCAAAAAUCACAAUUUGGUGUACCGUAUCUCGGCAAAUCUGGUAGUAUGAAUCAUAAUUACUAUGGUAAUCCAGCAUUUGGUCUUGGUAUGUCCUAUCCUGGAAGUCCCAUAGGGGGUCCUCUUCUUCCGAAUUCUCCUAUUGGGUCGGGCAGUCCUGUCAGGCACGGUGAAAGAAACAUGCGUUUUGCUACUGGGAUGAGGAAUCUGUCUGGUGGUGUCAUGGGACCUUGGCAUUCAGAAACUGGUAGCAACCUUGAUGAAAAUUUUCCUUCCUCUUUGUUGGAUGAGUUCAAAAGCAAUAAAACUAGAUGUUUCGAACUCUCAGAAAUUGCGAGUCAUGUUGUUGAAUUCAGUGCUGAUCAAUAUGGGAGUCGCUUUAUUCAGCAAAAACUUGAAACUGCUACUAUGGACGAGAAAAACAUGGUCUUCAAUGAAAUUAUGCCCCAAGCCCUAUCUUUAAUGACAGAUGUUUUUGGUAAUUAUGUGAUUCAAAAGUUUUUUGAGCAUGGAUCUGCCGCCCAAGUCAGAGAAUUGGCUGAUCAGCUAACCGGGCAUGUAUUGACUCUUAGCCUUCAGAUGUAUGGCUGCCGAGUGAUCCAAAAGGCCAUAGAAGUGGUUGAGCUGGACCAGCAGACAAAAAUGGUGGCAGAGCUUGAUGGCCAUAUAAUGCGUUGUGUGCGCGAUCAGAAUGGGAACCAUGUCAUCCAGAAGUGUAUUGAAUGUGUUCCUGAAGAUGCGAUACAGUUUAUUGUUUCAACAUUCUAUGAUCAAGUUGUGACACUUUCCACUCAUCCAUAUGGUUGUCGAGUCAUUCAGAGAGUCCUGGAACAUUGCCAUGAUGCAACAACCCAGCAUAUAAUGAUGGAUGAGAUUUUGAAAUCUGUUCUUAUGCUGGCUCAAGAUCAGUAUGGAAACUAUGUUGUACAGCAUGUGCUGGAACAUGGUAAAUCCGACGAACGGUCAUCAAUUAUUAAGAAAUUAACUGGGCAGAUAGUUCAAAUGAGCCAGCAGAAGUUUGCCUCCAAUGUUAUAGAGAAGUGCUUAACAUUCGGCAGUCCUGAAGAACGCCAGGCCUUGGUGAAUGAGAUGCUCGGUACCACUGAUGAAAAUGAGCCCCUUCAGGCUAUGAUGAAAGAUCAGUUUGCUAAUUACGUUGUACAGAAAGUGCUGGAAACUUGUGAUGACCAGCAACUUGAACUAAUCCUUAAUCGAAUAAAGGUUCACUUAAAUGCUCUGAAGAAGUAUACUUACGGGAAGCAUAUAGUUGCACGUGUAGAGAAACUUGUCGCAGCUGGAGAGAGGAGGAUCAGCUUCCUUACCCUGCACACUGCUGCUUAGAUGAUGGCAUAGGAGAAGUUGUACAGCUAACUGAAGAUAGUAUGAGCUCGCUCUUGUGUUUCUCGUUUUCUUGUCACAUGUAACGAAUAGCCCUGUCUAUUUACUUGAAUAGAUAGGAGAGCUUAACGGAAAAUAAAUUGUCGGUUGUACUUAAAACUGUACAUUGUAGUUUUCGAGGAUAUACCUAGAUUCAGGCUAGCCCCGAGGCUCAGAUGGUGAACAUGCUGAUGCCGUUGCAGAGGAGAUAAAUUUUACUGUACAAGUUUUAAGGGUGUAAAAAAGAAAAAAAAGGAGGUAGUAGAUUUCGUGAUGGUGAGUCGUGACUGUACAAAUAUGUUAUCUAGGCAUCGAUGGGUUCCGUGCUUAGGAGAGUCUGCAAUUUUUCGCUUGUGUGGAAUCUUUUUAGUUUUUUGUUAUUUAAAGAACUUUUUUCCCCUUA
Messenger RNA from Mercurialis annua (annual mercury), 4170 nucleotides. RefSeq names its product pumilio homolog 1-like. Lineage: Eukaryota; Viridiplantae; Streptophyta; Magnoliopsida; Malpighiales; Euphorbiaceae. Gene Ontology annotation, biological process: post-transcriptional regulation of gene expression. The record is from RefSeq and is a predicted model, not a curated record. The coding region runs from base 735 to 3731 and encodes 998 amino acids. Gene Ontology annotation, molecular function: mRNA binding. Gene Ontology annotation, cellular component: cytoplasm. The transcript has 9 exons.